Messenger RNA from Melampsora larici-populina 98AG31, 678 nucleotides. RefSeq lists its product as uncharacterized. Gene Ontology annotation, molecular function: ribosome binding; protein binding; 7S RNA binding. Bases 1 to 678 code for a protein of 225 amino acids. Lineage: Eukaryota; Fungi; Basidiomycota; Pucciniomycetes; Pucciniales; Melampsoraceae. Gene Ontology annotation, biological process: SRP-dependent cotranslational protein targeting to membrane. The record is from RefSeq and is a predicted model, not a curated record. Gene Ontology annotation, cellular component: signal recognition particle, endoplasmic reticulum targeting. The transcript is spliced from 3 exons.
AUGCGAUUAGUCCAGUGUUAUUGUCUUUAUAAGACAUCUGAUAUCACAGGAGCCUGGAAUCUACUCUCAAACAUCGAUGAGGAACUUGAUCCGUCUGGAAAACGUAUUAAAACAUUACUGGAGGCCCAAAUUCUCUCUCGACUUGAGCGGUAUGAGGAAGCCAAGGAUCAUUAUGAGGACCUACUCGUGGAUUCGGACCCAACUCACCCAGAAUACCAAGACCUGACUGUCAAUCUAGCUAAUGUCCGACGGCGGUUGCAGUUCGAGACCAUUGCCGCUCCCUCUCUUCUUACCUCAAUUGAUCUCGAUAGACUCGAGUCUACACCAGUCACCUCAUCCUUUUUUCAAUCUCAUCCUGAUUUUCAACCAACUAAGCCCAUCAAAGCAACAGGCGUGGCGAUUCCCAACCAACCUGCGAAACCUCCUUCCACGCCUAAGAUGAAGAAGCCACUUGACCCCUCUCGGCCUGCUCCUGACCCAGAGCGCUGGUUACCUCGUAAGAAACGUUCAGAUUACUGCCCGCCGCAACGGCAACAUACCAAAGAGGUAUCAGUCCCCAAGACUCGCAAACCUAAGGAGAAAUCAGGAAACACUCAAGGAUCAAUGAACGAACCAGAAAGGAACUCAAGUGUGAAACUUGAUAAAGGCACCAAAGGGAAAAGGCGAGUCAAGAGAUAA